UGCAUCGAUAAAAGACAUCGUAAGAGACGAUAAGAGACAUUGUGAUGAGUCACAAUCGUAAUCUUCAUAAGUAUUUCGUAAUUUAAACGAUCGAGUGCAUUAUUCCAAGGAAUUUUUUCGGAUUAGUCUUAUCGACGGCGAUAAAAUGUGGAUCUCGUUACAAGGUGUUAGAAAGCAAAAAUAUACGUAGGCGGCGUCUACAUCCGGAAGCAACUUCGAUCGUUAUUUAACUAACGAUCUAACGAAACGCUCGUUACUCUCGUUAGUUGGGCAAUGCAAUGCGAUACAAAUAUUUCAGUAUCGAAUGAAAAUGGUGCGAUCGGCGGUUCUCUGAAUACCGCGAGAAAUGUUUGUCGCAAAGGCGGACGCUUCGAGCAUUAUACUCGUAGCAAAUUUGAUUGGAUUUCCUUCCUAGUCAAUUCCGCGAGUCGCGCGUUGCCGAUUCGAUCUCCGAUCAUUGGCUUUUUUUCCUCCCGAUCGAAAAGCGACGCGCGAGGAGGUACAUACAUACUUAUACUCGCCUCGCGCGUCAAGUGGACUGACGCGAGAGAGAGAGAGAGAAGGAAAGCUCCCCUAGAGAAGUGAGGGAAGAGGGAACGUGCGUCAGGCAAGUGAAGUGAGUCAUCCGUGACGAAAUAAAGGUGUGUGCGAGGUGCGAGGUGCGAGUUUCCGGUACAUACACACGUAUACGGUGUACGGUGUAAGAAAAAGGAUGGAAGAGAUGAGAUAGUCGAUGGGACUCGCGUCAUCGCGUCAUUGCGCGCGUCACGUCGAAGGCAUUCCAUGGCGAGACAGAUCGUUCCGCUUUGCCCCGCUACGCUCCCUCUCCCUCUCGUUCUCGCUCUGUCGACUCUGUCGUUCGAUUCGCGCGCGUGACGAAAAGCGCGAGCCGCCGCCGCGCGAGUCGGUCGAGUCGCGCGACGAACGAGGUACGGCGAGGUCGGCGAGCAAGUUUCGAUUCGAUCGAGGCGCUGAGAGCCCGAGAGCCGGUCGUCGAGGCAUGAGUAUGAGUAUGAGUAUGACUAUGACAGUGCGCGAUUCGCCGGACGCCACGCACGGGUGUCGAUAGAAAGGAAGAGUGUCUAUGUUGCGACUUGCGUGGCGCAGCCGCCGCGCCGCGCCGCGCCGCGAAGAAAAGUGACAGACUCGGGGUGAAGCGGUGAAGACCGAAGACCGGUGUCACCGGUGAACCAGGUGAACGUGAAGUCGGUGGCUGCGCGUCGCCGUCGCCGUCGCCGUCGUCGUCGAGAGCUCGGCAAGAUCGAGGUCUCCGUCGGCGUGACGACGAUGCGAUCCGAUCGCGGCUCGGCCACCCGAUGGAAGACGGAAUCACAUCUCGGGCAAGCGGGGCAGGAGCCAAAACCAAAGCCAAGUCAGCCAAGUCGCUUCGGGACAAUCGGCACGGGCGUCACGGACGGGUCGCGUAGUUGACGCGCUCGUAAUUGGCGCGGGUCUCGGAGGCUCGGAGGUUAGCGUCGCCGUCGCCCGAGCGGGCCAGGGCGGGCCAGGGCGGGCCGGGGUUAGGAGGCGCGUGAAUGAGUUGCAGGAGGCGAGCACGUUGCCGUCGUCGCCGUCGUGGUCGUCGUCGCCGUCGCCGCCGCCGCGCGGAUGCUAAGGCUGAGGCCGAGGCUGAGGGAACGAUGCGCGGUCAGUAGGGCGCGUCGUCGGUCGUCGCUCGACUCCUGGCCGUGAUGCGUCCGCACGAGGGUGCCCGGUCGAGGCGAGAAAUAGCGGAAAGGAAGCGGGGCAGGAGGGAGGAGGAGGAGGAAGGUGCAGGUGCAGGCCGGCACGCUAGAUCCGCGGUGGCCUAAAAGCCCCUCGCUCAAACUCGCGCUCCCUUGGAAAAUGAACUCCAUGCUAUAUACUCUCUACGGGUUCGCGAUAUUCUUCAUGAUAUUCUGGUCGGGUAUGUGGGUGGUGCACGUGCUGGCGUUGAUUGCCGGCCGCUGGAAGCUCCAUCGGAAGACGAACCAGGCGCCGAGCUACGAGACGCCGUUGCCGGGGGUGUCGGUGAUCAAGCCCCUGAUGGGGGUCGACCCGAACCUCUUCGGCAACCUCGAGACCUUCUUCACCAUCGAGUAUCCGCGAUACGAGCUCCUGUUCUGCGUCGAGGACGAGUCCGAUCCCGUGCUGAUGCUGGUGCGCAAGCUCGUCGAAAAGUAUCCGGAGGUCGAGGCCAGGCUCUUCGUCGGCGGCACCAAGGUCGGGGUGAAUCCGAAGAUCAACAACAUGCAGCCGGCGUACGAGGCCGCCAAGUACGAGCUGGUGCUCAUCAGCGACAGCGGCAUACGCAUGAAGGAGGACACUCUCCUGGACAUGGUCCAUCACAUGACGGACCGGGUGGCUCUGGUUCAUCAGAUGCCGUUCACCUGCGACCGCGAGGGCUUCGCCGCCGCCUACGAAAAGAUCUUCUUCGGCACGGUGCAGUCGCGGAUGUAUCUCGCCGCGGAUAUGCUCAGGAUUAACUGCCACACCGGCAUGUCGGCUCUCCUGAGAAAGUCCACGUUGGACGAGGUCGGCGGGCUGAGGGCGUUCGGCAUCUAUCUCGCGGAAGACUUUUUCUACGCGAAAUCCCUGACCGACCGCGGCUGGCGCAUCACCAUCUCCUCGCAGCCGGCCUUGCAGAACAGCGGCCACUGCGCGGUCGAUUCCUUCCAGGCGCGACUACGACGGUGGGCUAAACUGAGGGUGGCUAUGCUACCCACCACCAUCGUUUUCGAGCCGCUGAGCGAGUGCCUCGUUCUCGGCGGCUUCGCCUCCUGGGCGGCCAGCGUGCUCUUCGAAUGGGAUUCUCUAGUUUUCUAUCUGGUACACAUACUCUUGUGGUUUAUGUUCGACUGGACGCUACUGUGCCUAGUGCAAAACGGUCCGCUACCCUUCAACAAACUCGAGUUCGUGUGCGGUUGGUUGCUCAGCGAGAUCACGAGACCGUAUCUUUUCCUCCAGGCUGUCCUGGAUCCUCUCAUACAGUGGCGCUCGCGUGUUUACAGGCUCAAAUGGGGCGGCGUCGCGGAGGAAGUUAAGGCGAAAGUCAAAUAUUGAGAGUUCAUGAGCAUGAGUGCGUGAGUGCGUGCGGGCGUGCGUGCGUGCGUGUGUGCAGGUGCGCCUACGUGCGUACGUGCGUACGUGUCAAACUAGACAGAGAGAAAUAGAGGCGGCGCGCAGCGUUCCUUCUUUCUCCUUUUUUACUGAUAAGCGCGCGUACGUAUGCGAGGUGUUCUGAUUAUCGGAUCUUUCUCCUCGUGGAUCUCUCUUUCUUGGUUGAUCUUUUGAUAAUAUUCUUACAAUUAUAGUCUCUUAAUUUACAACUGAAUCGAAGAUAAAGAGAUAUGUUAGCGGAUUACGCUAAGAAGCUGAACGUAAAUUAUUGUCUUAUAAAGGAAAUUGUAUCUUAAACAGAGUUUUAAUUUUUUACUUAAUUAUCAAUAUUUUGGCAAUUAAGUAAUAUGAAUGAAAUCCAAAUAAAUAUUGCCUUCUUUUUUAUUGAAUAUCCAUUUUCUGAGGCGAAGACCAUAGUACCGUGCUUUAAAACUCGACAAAACUCUUAUCGCGUUAGGUUUGGCAUUCGACAGGGAAUAUUAUAAUACGAAAAAGUUUUUUUUAUUCCAAGUUGAAUCUAUUUCCAUUUUGAAACAACUGUCCUUCCAUAAACUGAAAUUCUGUCGUACGGAACACAUAAUGACAUUUUCAUUUUGUAUAUACCACUAAAAUAAAAGGGAGAUUGAGGAGAAAUUUCAGAAUGGAAGGACCUUACUGUUUUAAAAAUGCAUGGAACUUGCUUGGAACACCUCGUUUAGGGUAGAGUCCCUCGAGUAAGAGUUUGGACAUCGCCACUUUCAGGCCACGAUAGUGUGCUUUUUAAAAACGUUCAAGUCAGUUUAGCAUGUGAUUUGUUAAUGAAAAAGGAUUUUUCAAUAUUCCAUAUAUGUAUAUACACAGUUAUGUAUAUACACAAGUAUUAUUAUUACUAUAAAAAGUAAAUCUGUAAAAUAAAUUAUUGUAAAUAACUUUCUUCGUAAUUAGUUGGAAAUAUAUAGCGGAUUAAUCAAACUCAUUGUCUAAACUCCAAGUCCAAACUCUUAAUUGAGGAACUCUUAGCUUAGAACUUCCUAUUUUAUUUUUUGUACAUACGACAAAUUUUUCAAGCGUGUCGAGUGGCUGCGGGACAGAGAAUUCCUGGAGACAACAAAUUCUCUUUCCGUGCAGUUAAUUAACAUUUGAAAAAUUUAUCAUACGACAAACGAAAUAGUAUAUCUUACAGUCUGUAUGCGAUUGAUUGGUGCGCGUUUUAAACAAUUGUUACGCAGCGCGCAGACCAAUUCGUCCAGCUUUAUUGAUUCUUCCCUUUAUAUUUUAAACAAUGUAAAGUCGUCAAGAAACCGUUAAAUAAACCGUUUGCGUUUUAGGCUUUACUAAUGGAUACAAGUCAUAAUAUUAUAUCAAAUAUAUACAUAAAAAAUUUGAAAAUCUGAUAUUUUAUCUGUGACUAAAUAAAAUUGGUCGAAUUGAUCCGCACGCGAUACGUUGACGCGUCAACCAAUAAGAGAAACGUUCGACACGUAUUAUUCCCAUUAAGUAUGCUCAAUAUGGUGCAAUGUUUUUUGUGAAGGUUAUUUAUUUGUAUGGUACGGUAGAACCUCUCUAUUCUAUUAUCUUCUAUUUUACAUUCCUUUCUAUAUAUUUAUUUUGGAAAUGUAUUCUUUUACAUUUACAUAGAUUACUUCGAUUACAUUAAUAUCUAUGGAAAUUUAGUUAAAAAAUUGAUGUCAAACGCAUGCAGUAAACACAGCGGCCAUACUUAAGAAAGGCAAAUAAUAAGAAAUCUAAUAUUUAAUGUCUUGAUUAUUAUCAUCGACGAGACACUUAAAAACACGGCAAAUUUUUACAUCUAGGUUCUAUAAAGGGUACAUGGUAAUAGAUAUAUGUAACAGAGCUUUCAGAGGGCAGGUAUAGUGGGUUAAGAUAAAAAGAAUUCUUCACCGUUUUGCAAUGUUUAAUUAUAAUUGAAAAAUUGCGUAAUACUUCAACAUAUAUGAAAAAAUAGUAGGAAAAUAAUAAAAUUAUAUGGAAAUAUAUAGGAUGCUAAAGGAUUCAAGAUUUUUAGAGCUUAGUUUUUAAUUACUCUUCAAUGAGUGCUAUAUGCUUGAAAUUAAAAUCAUUAACUAAUUUUUAAUUUUCAUUGACAAUUGACGUACAUUGCAUUUUUCUUGUCUUUCUUAAAUGUGCCAGCAUGGCUCACCUGUGCGUUUCAUCAAAAUCCAUUUACGUUAGCGAUAGGUUCAGUAGGUAUUCUGCAUAAAAGUUGGUUUUUGAAACAACUUGUGAACUGGAAUUCUUAUUUUGCAUUACUAUCACGCACUCGCUAAGUGAUCUCAUGACCGUGCAUAGAGCGAGAAAGCGAGUGGAAGAUAGAGCGCGCAACAUUUUUAUCUACGUAUAUGCUAUUGGAACAAAAGUGAGAAUUAAGAGGAGAUUCCAGAAUAGAGAAGUUCUACUAAUUUUAUUGAUACGUAAAACUAGUCGCGAUUAAAUGUACAGAUCGAUGGUAUUGUUCUUUUUCGGUAGCGAUACUACGGCAACGCUUUCAUCUUUCCAUGCGUCGUUAUGGAAAUUCAUUUUACGGUUCGAGAUUAAUGCGCGCGGAUACAUCAUUUUUCAUUGCGGACUUGGCAAUUAAACGCAUUGUCAGAUAUGGGAUCCGGAGGAGCGUGGUUUUUCUAUGAUUAAUCGUCUGGGAUCAAACCGUGGAUAAAUAUAUUCCCAUACCUCACGUACGAAUGUACAAGUUGCACGAUUAAAGUUUCAAUUUAUUGCAAAUGUACUCUGUAUUAUAUAUAUGUAUAUUUGACUUUUGUGUAAUACGCACAUGUAUAAUUUUCGACGCGUCCUAUUUAUCUUUGAUUCGAUUUCGAGUAGAGCGCAAAAUCGCUAGCGAUCUAGCUCUUGAUAAAUUUUUAUGAUAUAUUUUUACGAUAAUAAGAUUAUAUUCGCCGAUUUACUGAAUUGUACUUGUGCGCUGUACUUAACUAAUUUAGAUGAGCCGAUACAUUUGUACAUACAUACAUUUGUAGGGUAAUUGGGGGGAACAUGCCACACUUAACAAAUAUUUGAUUUUUUUCCUAUUUUUCUUUCUCUUUGAAGUAUCUUUGCAUACUAAUCUUCUUUUUCCUUUUAUUUUAAUCUGUCAUAUCCAUAUGUUUAUCUGUUAUUUCUAUCACUAAUUAUCGAGAUCUCAACAUUUCGAGUACUUGCAACUCGUCCGCGUCGCGUAAAUGAGUCACGAUCGGUCUCGCUCCGCGCGUACCUAUACUUGGCGCGAGACACUACCGUGUCUCUUGAUAUGUCAUUUGUUAUU
This is a messenger RNA of Temnothorax curvispinosus, 6355 nucleotides long. It is a transcript of the gene GlcT, whose product is annotated as ceramide glucosyltransferase. Gene Ontology annotation, cellular component: membrane. Gene Ontology annotation, biological process: glucosylceramide biosynthetic process. The transcript has a single exon. Gene Ontology annotation, molecular function: ceramide glucosyltransferase activity. The coding region runs from base 1846 to 3042 and encodes 398 amino acids. The record is from RefSeq and is a predicted model, not a curated record. NCBI's taxonomy places the organism in Eukaryota, Metazoa, Arthropoda, Insecta, Hymenoptera, Formicidae.